CUCACUGAGUAUCAGACUCUGUCAUCUGUCAAAGCGAUGACAAAAAGUCUAAUCGUACAUUACACAGUAUUAUAUUUGUAAGGAAGGCGUAUGUGUUAAUUUUACGAUCUUCCUUGGUUGUGCCGUUUUACGUUGUUAGUCUUUCUGGCGUCUGUCGGUGUAUACUGCAGACGUCUAACUGUAUUGAUUUUCACGUAAUCUGAUAAUGGAACCAAAUCCUGUAAUUAUUGCUGCUACAGCAAAACAAACAGCAUCCCUUAUAUUUCUUCAUGGACUUGGUGAUACUGGCCAUGGCUGGGCAAGUACAAUUGCUGCCAUAAGGGGGCCUCACGUUAAGGUGAUCUGCCCCACAGCAUCUACGAUGCCAGUGACACUGAAUGCAGGGUUUCGCAUGCCAUCUUGGUUCGACCUACGAACCUUGGAUGCCACUGCACCCGAAGAUGAUGAAGGGAUAGAGAGAGCUACAUCUUUAGUUCACACUCUGAUUGCUGAUGAAAUCAAGGCUGGAAUUCCUGCAAGCCGAGUACUGGUGGGUGGUUUCUCUCAGGGUGGCGCACUUGCGCUUCACGCCGCUUUGACGUACCCUCAGCCUCUCGCUGGUGUGAUCGCUCUGUCUUGCUGGUUGCCAAGACACGCUCGUUUCCCUGAAGCUGUGAAGUCGCCUUUGGAGCUACCUAUAUUCCAAGCUCAUGGCGACUGUGAUCCUGUAGUCCCCUUCAAAUGGGGACAGAUGACUGCAUCAUUUCUGAAGACAUUUAUGAAAAACAUCGAGUUCACCACAUACCAGGGUCUUACACACAGCUCCUCUGAAGCAGAACUUAAAGAUAUGCGAGCAUUUAUAGAAAGGACUUUACCAGCUACGCAAUGAAAACCAAUGAAACAGAAGCCCUCAAGAAGUACAUACUUCGAAUAAAUAUUACUUUUAUUUAUUACUAGAGAAUCCUCUGAGUAAUCACUAAUACAAUAGAUAAAAGAUACAAAAAAAGUUAUUAUCACAAUUGGUAAUACUUUAUUAAGUAAUAUAUUCUUCACCAAAUGUAAAUUAUUUCUUGAUUGAUAUAUGAAUAGUAGAUACGAGUAAUAAAGUUUAAAAAUUACCUAACUUUAUGUAUUAUUUUGUUUUAAGACGACAUAAAUAAAAAAAUAUGUUUAGCAUG
Pectinophora gossypiella (pink bollworm) is the source of this 1157-nucleotide messenger RNA. It is a transcript of the gene Apt1, whose product is annotated as acyl-protein thioesterase 1. Gene Ontology annotation, biological process: protein depalmitoylation. The record is from RefSeq and is a predicted model, not a curated record. Gene Ontology annotation, molecular function: palmitoyl-(protein) hydrolase activity; carboxylic ester hydrolase activity. The coding region runs from base 206 to 868 and encodes 220 amino acids. The transcript has 6 exons. Gene Ontology annotation, cellular component: cytoplasm. NCBI's taxonomy places the organism in Eukaryota, Metazoa, Arthropoda, Insecta, Lepidoptera, Gelechiidae.